AAAGUCCAAGUGCGCCGCCCAGAUGAGUGGCCAAAGUUUUGGACAAGUCUGACUCGCUCACAUCGCUGAGUGAAGCCGCAUCCUCCACGCGUGGACUAAAACCCCCGUAGCUUCCCUUUAACUCACCGCCUGUCGCUUUUGAAAGGCCCUCAGAGUUAAUUAACGGACGCAUACAUCUCCAGUAGACUCCCGAAAUUCUGCAUCCACAUCCCUCGAAACAUCAACUGGACACCCAACAUGGAGUUGCUCGGUUUUCUUCUUUGCCUAACUGUCGUUGUCUCAGCCUCACAUCCGACGUGUGAUCCCGUGGAGGUAAGCGGCAAUUCCUGGAUAUACGUGAGGCAGCUGCAACUUGGCUGCUGGACCAGCUUUGUGGGACAGGACAAGGCCGAGGUCCACAUCCUCAAGCUCAACUUUGAUGGCACGGAUUCCAAAAUGUUCUCUCUGGAGAUGGCCGACGCCAAACCCAUGAACCUGAUCAUCACGUCGCAGGACAUGGCCGACGGUCUCUAUAAGAUCAACGCUGACGUCAACAUUUAUAAAAGUAACGCUUCGACACUGGUCCUGUACACCAACGAGAAUCGCAGCAGCAACAUCCACGUCGUCGACUUCCCCAGCGCCGACGGGGAGCUGGUGAAGUGGGCCACCCGCAAGUUCGGCGGUGUCACGUCCUUCACCACGGUGGAAAAUCUUAAAGGGCUGUCCUCCAUAGCCACCGAAGGAACAAAAGGCGGUUCUCGGGAAUGCGUGCUUCACAGCGAGGAUCCGUCAGAGAAGCACUUCAUGAAGAUUGACGCCGCGCCCCUGACGUCUUCAUUCAAGUCAUGCUCCCCGCCGCCGGAGCCGGAGAAACAGCCGCUACGCGGCCCCACCGCCAACAACGAUGACGACACACCGGAGCUUCAUAUCAUCAACAUCCCCGAGGAUGCCAACAUUCGCAACGUGUCAGUUCGCGUGGACACAAAGAAGUCCAGCGUGUUCCUGAGGGGUCCUCAGGGCACCACGUGGACCUUCCUCGACCUACAGCACAGCAAGUUCUGCUCCAACAAUGAGAUUGUGCUGCCUGCCAUGGCCCACAGAAUGAAGCCCACGUUUAAGCUAAGCAGCGACCAGGCCAAGGACGUGCAGAGGGAGGCUCUGGAUUAUUUUAAAGCGGACACUUUCACCAGCUACACGGAAAUGAGGCCCGAGGGCUCCCAGUUGUUGCUGGUGCUUGGUCGAGACCGCCCAGCGGUGACAGAAACCGUAACGGAAGCCGUGCUAUCAACCACGGCUGAGCCUCAUCAGAUGCCUUUUCUAAUGCAACUCUACACAUCGCCUGAUUACCGUUCACCCCUGGACCCCAAUAGCAAGGUGCAGUGCGACAAGAAAAUCUAUGCUGAGAUUUCGGGCCACGCCCUGGGCGACAUUGUCCUGACCAUCAAAGUGAUGAGCUGCUUGGUGCGCUCCAAGGGCUCCUGCCCCAUCGUACAGGAGCUGCGCUUCAUACCGGAGUUCUGUUCCUCGAAUUUAUGCCCCAACAGCACGCGGCUGAGCUUCUCCUUGGAUCAGCUACAGGAGCUGAGCUCCACCACUUGGGACCUGGAAUGUUCCGUCAAACUGUGCUACAGCGAGAAAUGUGGCGAUGGAGGACGAGUGAAAAGGAACUUGGAGGUCACCCAGCCUUGUCAAAAAACACUCAACACUCCCUGCUUUGAUUUUAGCCUCCCCGCAAUCUUGGGCAUCGCCUUUGGAGGCUUCCUGAUAGGAGUCUUACUAAUUGGUGCGCUGUGGUUCAUCAAAAUUAAAACAGGCUACCCGACCGGAUUGGACAUGGCCUCUUCCCUAUCUUCCGGCUGUCCCUGCUCAGGAGCCAAGCAGCAGCCCAUGUCAUCGAACCCUUCCGCCUCGGAAAAUAGCAGCGCUAAUGCGAGCAUCGGAAGCACCCAGAGCACCCCCACCAGCAGCAUGGCGUGAGAUUAGGGUGAGCAGACCACCACUACCGCCAGCAGAGACAGAAUUGCCUGCCCCUCUUAAAGUUAGUUAUGGGUUUAGUUUAUUUCAUUUUUUUCCCCAUGAAGCCCCCUAGCCCACCAUCGCCACUUUUUUUUCCUAACAAUUAAAACUCAUCAUAUUUGACAUACAAGCCUGGAAUUGAUGCAAUCGCGCUGUUUGUAUUGUCGGCCGGCGGCGGUGUCUAAUGGAUGGCGUGUGACGCUCACCUCUGCGGUCGCCCUUUAAAGUGCUGCUUCCAGACAGGAAGUUAAAGAGGGCAAGAGGAAAAGAAAAACAAAUUGGCUCCAAGCAACAGGAAAAACAAUCCCUGUCCCCCCCUGAGAGCCAGCAGGAAAUUCACCGCAUUCCUCCGCCAAUUGUGACGGUUGCGUUCGCCAGCGCAAUCAAAGUCAGGACGGCGGAAGAUGAAGCUAAACGACAGACUUGGAAAAAGGCUAGCUGGUUGCGUACAAACGGUUAGCGAAACCCUGAAACAGGUAUCUGUCUCCAGAUUUCCCCUCACCGUUUACAUAUUCAAUGCUAAUGACCACGGACACUUCCUAGAUGGGAGAUGAAGUGAAAAGACCAACAUUGGAGAUAAAAAAAGAAAAGUAUUUGUUCUACCUGCAUCUUAUUGGUUAGCGUUACUUCCAACGUGUGUCUAUAGUCGGCUGUUACAACGAAUUUGUUGCUAAUUAUUUUGCUGUCACGCUAUUAUAUUUGCUCAUCAUGAGAUGGGGGGAUGAAACGACCAACUUAUAAAUAUGUUAUUCUACUGUGUCUAAACAGUUAGCCAAAUAUUCAAAAUGCUCCCUGAAUUAGUUGUGUCCACGUUUCCCAUCACACUUCACAACAAAUUUGGCACUCACCGCAAACAGAUCUUACAUGAGCUAUUUGCGAGAAAAUGAAGCGAAAAGACAAACAUGGAAAAAUAUCUAGCCGGCUGCGUCCAAACGGUUAGCGAAAGGUCUUCAACACUACCUGAAAAAGGGACAUGCCUCCAUAGUUCCCUUUGUCAAAUUUGCCAUGAAGUACAACCUUAUAUUUGCCAAUGAUGAGACAAAAUACUAUCGCUAGCUGUAUCCAAUAAUUUAGCAAAACGUCAUCGUAACAUCAGUCUCCAUAUUUCCCGCCUUCCUUUACAAUCCAUUUGACGCCAACGGCUAGCAGCUCUUGUAUUAGCUUAUCGGGAGACAAGCAAUGUAGUGUCAUGACCGAUUUGAAACAAAUGAAAUAGCUGCAUCUAAACAGAUAGCAAAACAUCUAAAAACAAUUGCUGACAGACAUGGAAAAAAAAGUGUUGUCGGACUAGCCGUGUUCAAAUGGUUGGCAAAAAAAUCUAAAACACUUCCUGAAGGACACACACAUAUUUCCUGUUGCCCUUAAUAACCGAUUUGAUGCUAACUGCAAACAGCUCUUGUUAGCCUAUUAGCCUUUCCGGAGAUGGGAGAUGAAGCGAAAAGGCAGAUGUGAAAAAGAGAAAACAAAAAACAAACAACUUAAUCUUGCUAAAACUAUUCCUUGAAGAGAGGUAACACUGUCUCCAUAUUUCCCGUCGCCAUCACGAACAACUCUGAUAUGAGCUUUUCUUGCCCAAAAAAACAACAACAAACAAAAAAAAACAAUCAAGAACCACCCACUGAAGGAUUAUGGACGCUCCAACGGUAGCAAUCUGUUUGACAGCGUUAGCAAAUGUAGCAUUUGUCACUUAGCACAACGUUGUCCCAGCGAGGAGAGAACAUUGAUGUUGCCUCAAAGUCAGCUGCUGGACAGAAGCUGCAAGUCAUAUUGGUGUAGUAUGUUAAACCUCUUUUCUUUCUUUUCUUUUUUUUUUUUUUAACAAUUCCUGUACAGCUGCAAGCAAUGUAAAAGAAAAAGAAAAAAAAUACUAAGUUCGUCGCCUAUUACUGUUACAGUCAUCACACGAUUUUAAUGUAUUAUAUUGUAUUCACAUAAGGGAUGUAAGCAGUAAUUUCCCGCUGGUUUUUAUCAAGAAUCCGCUCUCCCUAAUCUGUAAACUGUACAGUGGUUUCCAUAGCAACACUACAUUGUUGCACUGUUUUCACUCCCUCCCAAAAAAAAGAAACUUUGCUGUUUUUUUCUGAAAAGCAGCAAUUUUUUUUUCUCCCCCCAAAUUUGCAGUCAUACAUGAGAAAGGUCAAAUUUGUCGUUUUGGGGAAAGUUGUUUUGCGGCAAAAUUAAAAAGUCACUUUUUUAUGGAAAAAAAGCUAAUGUCUAAUAAAUCAUAUCUUUGAAGAAUAAGUCGUACUUUUUUCCCCUAAAAAACUCCAAGUGUUGUUUUUUUUUGGGUGGGGGAAGAAAAGGAAAGACAUUGUUUUCCCUACAAAACAGUCUUAGGUGUUGUUCCAGACAACAAAGGUGACUUUUUUUUUUUUUUACUAUUUUAACAGGCAUAUUGCUUGGAUAAUAGUCAUGUUUUUUUUUUUUUUUUUUUUUGGGGUAGAAAAACAAAGAAACGCCAUAUUUGUUGUUGUUCCAAGAAGAGAUCAAGAAGUUUAUUUUCAAGGAAAAUAGUUGCAAACUAAAAAACUUGGACUGUGUCGGUUGGUCGACAUUCUCCUUGUCAUUUAAAUGCGAGUUAUUCAAACCCACCCCUCUUUGUUGCGUGUUUCUGUGCUUGUGUAUGUUUUUCUGUGAACGCGGAUCAGAGACGGCCAGUACAAAUCACCACUUGAGUAUUUGUGCAAUAUUUAGAGGGGCGCCGACGCACCAUCGUCGCUUCAUUUAUUAUUUUUUUUUUUAAUGUUUGAAAAUCAAACUGUUUGAUUUCCUGUCUUCAUUUAAAUUGUUUAUACCAAGCUAAAUUGUGCUGCUGAUGAAUCAUCACAUCCUGUAUCAAUAUGUACCAUAGAAAAAUUGCAGGAUCAAUGUAUCGUUACAAUAUUCCCAACCAUUGUAUGUAAUGUCUAUAUCUUUUUUUUUUUUUUUGUAUAAGUGUAUAAUAACUACUAUUUCCUCCCUCCAUUUUGAAGAAUUGGGACCAGCUCUCAAUGAAGGCACUGACCAAAUGCACAGCAUUUUUUUUUUUUUUUUGUAAAGUUACUUUAUACAUUUGACUUGGCACCCAGACUGAUAAAGCCAACAAAGAAGUGCUCAUUUGUUGAGACUGCAAUUCAUGUACUGUGUAUUAAGUCGUUUGUGAAGCAAUACAUUUUUUUUAACAAAAAUUCCAUGAAUAAAGUGAUUAUGACUUGAA
Molecule: messenger RNA, 5191 nt
Organism: Hippocampus comes (tiger tail seahorse)
Lineage: Eukaryota; Metazoa; Chordata; Actinopteri; Syngnathiformes; Syngnathidae
Gene: eng
Product: endoglin
Exons: 13
Coding region: 238-1956 (572 amino acids)
Source: RefSeq, a predicted model, not a curated record